GGAAACCGAAUAGCUCGAUACGCUUAGCACACUGUAGGGUCCUGCUGUGAAACAAGGCCGGAGCCGAAAGUUUCAGGGCCACAAAAAUCGGUGGAGCAGUCACGACUGCUAAGAGAAAUGGAUAGUGAUUCUUCUAGCAGCACCAUCACCAGUUCCUCAUCAGAUUCCUCUGACCAGGAGAACCUCAAGAAAAAGGACAAGUGGUGGACAGAAGAGUGCCAGGAUGCUACCAAUGCUCUUCGGAAGGCACUGCAUGCCUUUAGGCGCGACAAGCGCUCCAGUUCCCUGAAACGCAAAUACAGAAAGGCAAAAAUGCAUAGAAAGCGGGUACUCCGAAAUGCAUACGACGAUUGGGCGAAGUCAUCACCAGCCAAGAGCAAAAAGAGCAAAGACAAGAAGGAAAAAAGAAACAAGAGGGCCAAAAAGAGCAAAUCUCAGACCGCCGAGCUGCUGAACAGCGAUGAUGAGCUGGACCUGGAGAAGAAGGUCUACCCCAUGGACCACUACAUCUCCGACAAGGCCGCCAUGCUGGAGCAGAUGUUCCACAUCAUCAGCGGCGAGAAGCUCAAGGCCAUGCUGCCGCCCGUGCUGAAGGAGCUGCCUCUGACGGAGCUGAAGAGCCUGUGUCUGGUGGAGCUGGUGAAGCUCUCCUCCGAUCAGGUGCGCGCCGUGCUGGCCGGCCAGCCGUGCCCGCCCGACGACGAUUCGGAGAGCGACGACUCUGAGAGAGGGACGAGCGGCAAGAACCAGCCUGACUCCACUUCCGUGGAACCGGCGGCGGGCAUUGCGGCCCAGAAACAGGAGGUGAGGCCCACCCAGCCGAAGGAGCCGGGCGCGGUGGCAGGCGCGGCACCCGCCGGGAACGCCCCCGCUGCAGCUGGUGGCGAGGAGAGCGACCUCACGCUGAUGGAGCUGCUCGAGCUGGAGAUGCGUGCUCGCGCCAUCAAGGCUCUCCUUGAGCGCGAUGACGAGCCUGGGGAAGGAGACGACAAACAGAGCGAGGCCGCCCCGCCGCCGCCGCCUCCGCCGCCGCCACCUCCCCCACCGCCCCCGCCACCGCCGGCAGCUGAGCCCUCGAAGUGGGCUCCCAUCUCUGGCGUGGCUACUGAUUCUAAAGAGGACCAGACGAAAGCUGACGUUGAUGAGCCAGAGAAGGAGGCGACGGACGAUGCCCAAACAGCCGCUGAUAAAUCAGAGUCGCCGGCGCCACCGCCGCCGCCGCCGCCUCCUCCUCCCAUCAUUCGCACGUACCGCAGUCGCAAGAGGUCCCCGUCGCGUUCAGCAUCGCGGUCAGCAUCGCGCUCCAAGUCGCGCUCGAAGUCGCGGAGUCGUAGCAGGAAGAGGAGCCGAAGUCGCUCUGGCUCCUCCCGCAGCCGUUCGCGGUCUGUCAGCAAGCGGCGCUCCUCGCGGCGCGCCAGUCGCAGUGUGAGUCGAAGUCGCAGCAGAAGUGUCAGUCGGAGUCGCAGUCGCAGCAGGGGACGCAGACGAAGCCGUCGCUCCUCACUGUCGAGCAUCUCGAGCCGCUCACUCUCCGGCUCGCGCGCCGGUCGCCGCCGCCGCCGCCGCCGCAGAAGCGUUUCUCACAGCAGCUCCAGCAGUUUCUCGUCUCGCAGUCGCUCGCGGUCGCGGUACAGGUCGUAUUCUCGGUCUCACUCGCGAAGCCGUGGGAGGAAGCGUCGUGCCCCGCCGGCCAUUCCCCCGGAGGCCAAGAAGAAGAAGAAGAAGCCUCGUCCACCGGCAGAGGAGCUGGAGGAGGGUGAGGUUAGCAGCGAGUAUGAAGAUGCUAGCGACCCGGAGCGAGAGGCCGAGGAGCGCCGGUGGCAGGAGUACGAGGGAGGCGCUGUCCAGCUGGAUUUCGUGGCGGACGACAAAGGAGCAGCUGAUGGAGAAAAGAAGGACGAAGAGAAGAGGACUGAUGCCGCGGCGAAGGACGAAGGAGACAACGUGGCGGAGAAGACGAGUGAGGUUAGUGAAGUGACUUCUGGAAAGGACUCUGAGAAGGACACAGAGAUGGCUCCGUCGACAAAGUCUACAGACGCGGAGACUGUGAAAGACACCGAAAUGACUGAUGUGACCGCUUCUGGUGAUAUUGAUGCUGAGAGAGACGCAGCUGCGAAAGCUGGGGCAGAUAACGGCAAUGCCACGCCAUCGAAGACACCAGCAGAGUCCGCACUAGCUUCGACUGAUCCUGGCCAAACUUCAUCUUCUGUUGAUGAAGCAACUCCGUCAACAUCCGCUGCUAGUCCAUCAAAGACGCCUGUCUCCCCGGCUUUGAGCAGAUUGCGAAAAGCUGCAGAUAUCGACAUGGAAUCCCCGCCAACGACGCCAGUCUCAUCGGAUGGGGACAUGCCUGUCAUUGGCUUUCAACAGGAUGAGUUGGGAGGCUUCAAAGCGCUGGAACGCCGAGCUUCGGAUCCUGAGAUCGGAAAAGAAGCGAAGGACGCCAGCGGAACCAAAGAAGACGAGAAAGACGCCAGCGCCACGACAGAAGAUCCGAAGAAAGAUGAGCGCGCUCCGGGAACUAGUGGUGAACAGCCUAGCCCUGAUGUCACUCCUGUCACAAAGUCAGCGAAGGGUAAGAAGAAACAAAAGAGGGGCAAGAAGCGCAACGAAGUGGAUGAAAGCAGCCCUCAGCCGCGAGAGAGCAACACCUCAGAUCAUAGCUCAUCUUGGAAACGACGAAAAGUAGGAAAUGAUGUACCUGUAGAGACAGCAGAUGAAACACUGGAAGCACCUCUGGCUGAUAAAACGACUGAGAUUGAAAGGGCACAGGAAAAGACACCUGAGCCCGAGAGCAAAGAAACUGAUGAAUCUUCACAGCAAGUCCCGGUGUCCACUCCGACCAGAUCGACAAGAACCAGAACAGCAUCAGUGGCUGGCAGCGACUCCGCGGAGUCAGCCGCCCCAUCACGGCGUUCGGGCCGCCUCAGAGGACGCCAGGCGAGCGAACAGAGUGAACCAUCCACGCCAGCCAGGUCCUCGAGUCGACGCCGAAACCUGAGUGCAAGUCCGGCACAAGCUAGCAAGAAAGCGUCACCAGGUGACGAGAAACCAGACGCGGACGCCGCUGCGCAGACUCCGGAUCCUCCUGAGAAACCCGCUGAGGUUCCCGCCGUGACGACUCGUUCAACACGCUCCAGUCCGCGCGGGGCCCGUCCGGCGGCGGUGGAGGCGCCGGCGACCCGGUCCAGGCGGACAACCCGAGCCGCCGCAGCCGAGGAGCCGCAGGUGACGAAGGCCCCGCCGCGAACUCGGCGAUCUGGGAGUAGACGGAGGGGUGCAGUGGAGGCGGAGACUCGUGAUGCCGAAGAGGAUGCUGAGAAGGAAUCUGGUGAGGCGACAGAAGAUGUGGAACGGAAGGAAUCGCUUUCAGAAGUAGAAGGCGAGUCGAAAGCGGAAGCUCAGGGAAAACCCGAAGAUGCCACAACAGAUGAAGGGAAAACGGAGGCUCAGACCAAGACGGAAGUUCAAACUGUUGAUCAUACUCAACCAGCGGUUGUCGCUGUUGACGAACCAGAAUCACAGAAGGAAACGAAGAGUGAGGAGGAACCGACGGCGCCGAACCAGUCUGAAGCAGAACCUGUUGACAAGUCUCAGGGGGCAACUGUCGUAGAAGCUGAAGAGCCACAGGUUCAAAAGACAACCGACCCAGAGACUGAUUCUCAGCCAAGAAUCGAGACCUCUGCUAAGCCAGAUGAAGACGCCAAGAUCGUCGAAAAAGAGGAACAAGGUAGAGGGAAGAGAAUCAAAGCAAAAGGAAGAAAAGGUAAGAAACAGACACAGAUAGCUGCUGAAGCUGACACUGCCAAGGAGGCUGAUGACGGGCAGUCAGAGGAAGCCCAUGAUAGGAGCGGUGCUGCCGCUGAUAAUCAGCAUGAGAAUCAGCCUGUACCAGAACAAGUUGUUGAACCCCAGGAAGAGCAAGCUCCACAGCGCAGCGAUGAGCCUCCCACUCAAUCCACCGAAGAACAGCCUGCAGGUGCGGUUUCUGUAGAGCCGGCCACGGACGCUCCCGCUGAUCCUGCACCAGCUGAGAAAGAUAAACCGGUCACCGAGUCUACAUCUUCUCCCUCAUCAUCAUCUCCUUCCUCUUCCGCUCCCAAACCAUCAUCGUCGGCGGCGCAGCAGGGACUGGGCUACUGGCGAGAGCUGGCGGCCGAGGCCCAGAGCCGCUACCUCGCCGAAGAGGCGGAGACGGAGCGGCUGACGCGCCAAGAAGAGAGUCGCCUGCAGGAACUGGAGCAACGCCUGGCGGAAGAAGAGGAGGGCCAAUCGGAGGAGAGCGGCAUGGCCGGUCAUACGUGGGCCGUGCGCUGGCUGCAGAGCGACAAGGUGCAGAAGGUGGUCAACACCAGCAAGGUCUACAGCAGGGUCAAGCAGAAGCUGAAGACGAUGAAGCGCUCUGUGGACCCGCCGCUGCCGCCGCCGGAGCCGAAGGUCAAGGAGCUCCCGCAGGUGAUCGGUAGCAUCGAGGAGUACGAGCGGCUGUUCGGCAAGAAGGUUGUGACGAGCGAGCCGGCGGCGCCUGCUGCCGCGGAACAGUCUGUGGCGGCAGUCCCACUACCGGUGGAACAACCUCAGCCACAUCCGCAGGGUGAGGUGUCGAAGCUCCCGCCGGCUAACGAGCCCAGUGACGAUGACGAUGACGAUGCCCUCUGGGGAGAUAUCAUGGGCGGGGAUGGUUAAGGCGAUGGAGAGCAAGGACAGUGAGAGACUAACGAGCGAGGGAGUCUACGUCACGUCCAUCUUGUGGUGUUAGCGUGAACGUCAAAGUAGUGACGUUUUCCUGAAGGUAUGUGUGAACGUAAAUGUGGUGUUCGAAGUGUGUCAGAGGCACGUCAGUAUCGCCGGAAUGGCGAGAGCUGUACGGGGAGUUAGGAAAGAAGCUGUGAACGAUUUCGUACGAUAGGUGCGAUGAGUUUGUAUGCUUGUCAGCUAGUAGCGUGAAACUCAGAGGUGAAGCUGUGGCCAUCGUCUUUGAUGCUCAUUUUUCAUGUCACUGGUGUACGAUUCCUCAAUGUAUUGUACGAAUACAGUGCGUCCACCGAAAUUUUAAA
Amphibalanus amphitrite is the source of this 5057-nucleotide messenger RNA. RefSeq names its product serine/arginine repetitive matrix protein 2-like. NCBI's taxonomy places the organism in Eukaryota, Metazoa, Arthropoda, Thecostraca, Balanomorpha, Balanidae. The record is from RefSeq and is a predicted model, not a curated record. Bases 118 to 4686 code for a protein of 1522 amino acids. The transcript is spliced from 8 exons.